AAAAUGAACUAGAGAUCACCUAGAAACAAAAAAAGCUGAAGGAGGCGAACAUGUCAGCGCUGGUGGAUUACGCCGCCUCCGACGAAGAGGAAGAGAUCGACGAGGUGAAGGAAUCUGCUGCUCCUCCUCUCUCUUCACCCUCUCCGCCGCGGCUGCCGGCUUCGAUUCCGCCUCCUAAUUCCCGGAAUCGUGGUAACAUGGCAACAAAUCAACAUCCAAAUGUAAUCUCUCCCUUGCCACCGCCAUCACUGGAGGGACUCCCAAGUGUAUCAGCUCUAUUUGCUGCACCAUCACCUGCUUUGCAAUCAAACCAAAUGGUUGGCAAUGACCAUUCCUCUAGAGUUGCUGCAGCAGUUGCAGAAAGUGCAUCACGAAAGAGACAAGAAAAUGGAUCAAACAAUCAUCAACCGCCUAAGAAGCAUCCUAGAGGAAAAUUAUUACAUCUAAGAAAUGUUCCGGACACACAUGAUGGCUCGUUAGUACCACCCCAGCUCCGUGGAAGGAGUAAUGUGGUUACUGAAGAUAUAGGGAAGUUAUUUGUUAGCAGGCGCACGGAAUAAACUUAGUAGCCUAAAAAGCAAAGGACACUAUCUUGCUUAUGAUCUUUGAGAGGAGCAUUGGCAGCUAAUGGAUUUCUAUCUACUUCAUUAGGACACUGACAACCAUGAUACUAGACCAACAAUCAUGUAUUAUGGACAUCCUUGGUUUGUCUUUCUUGUAACCAUGGUUUCUUGGUUCUUCUCCA
Zingiber officinale is the source of this 745-nucleotide messenger RNA. RefSeq names its product stress response protein NST1-like. The record is from RefSeq and is a predicted model, not a curated record. Lineage: Eukaryota; Viridiplantae; Streptophyta; Magnoliopsida; Zingiberales; Zingiberaceae. The transcript is spliced from 3 exons. Bases 51 to 560 code for a protein of 169 amino acids.